AUGUCGCACGGACGGCGGCUUGUCUCGCUAGCGGGCUCCGUCCUGAUCGCGCUGUCGGCCGGCAGCACGUACGUCUUUAGCUCGUACGCCCCCCAGCUGCAGGAUGUGCUGCAUCUCUCGAGCACGCAGCUGAACGUUUUGGGCCUCGCUGGUAACCUCGGCAUGUAUCUCUCGGGCCCGGUCUGGGGCCGCUGGAUCGACCACGCCGGUCCGCACGGUGCGGUCCUCACGGGCUCCUUCAUGGUCCUCGGUGGCUACGGCAUGCUCUCGCGUGCGUACAAAUACGAGUGGGAAAACAUCCCGGUCGCCUUUCUCGCCUUUUUCCUACUCCUGACCGGUCUCGGCAACUCGGCAGGGAACAAUGCGGCGAUCAACGUGCAGGCCAAGUCGUGGGGCGGCAGCCGCCGUGGCACGGCCAUGGCCACCGUCCUCUCUGCGUUUGGCCUGAGCGCGUUCCUCUACUCGACGCUCUCGCACCUGUUCUUUGCAGGGAACGUCACGGGCUACCUCGUGAUGCUCAGCGUGGGCAGCUUUACGAGUUUCCUGGUCGGCAUGUCGCUCCUCAAGAUCAUCCCGCCGCAGGACGGCGAGUUUGACGAGCCGCAGACCGGCGGCCAGUACGCGCGCGUCCCGGACGAGGCACCGAGCGACCGCGAGGCGGCGGAGCCCGGCCCGCGCCGCAUGCGCCGCUCGCGCUCGUCGUCCGAGGUGAGCGCGCGCGUCUAUGCGUGGCUCGACGACAUGGCGGAGCGCGAGGCGGACACAGCCGACAUGGACGACCCGUUCGACGAGCCCGAGGCGCACCACACCGACAUUACCGGUUUUGCGCUCCUGCGCGAGGUCGACUUUAUUUUGCUGUUUAUUAUCGUGAGCAUGAUAUCUGGCGCCGGCCUGCUGCUCAUCAACAACGUCGGCACAAUCACACGUGCGCUGUGGGACUACAACCGCCGGAAAGAGCGCGGCCUCGACACCAUGCUCGAGUCGUACCUCUUGCGCGGCGUCGACGUGCUUUCGGACAAGGCCGAGAAGCUCGCGAUCCAGCGCGUGCAGUCGCUGCAGGUGUCGUGCAUCAGUAUGGGCAACGCGGGCGGGCGUAUCCUGAUUGGCGUCGUGUCCGACUACCUCGUGCGCAUCAGCGGCGAGCCGACCUACCGUACGUGGCUCCUGAUCCCGGUGACGGUCCUUGCGAUUAUCUCGCAGGGCCUCGCCGCGUGGCCGGACACGAUCACGGACGUGCACCGCCUGCUCUUUGUCUCGUCGCUGACGGGUCUAAUGUACGGCACGCUCUUUGGCAUCGGCCCAGUGCUGGUGUUUGAGUGGUUCGGCAUCACGUCCUUCAGCCAGAACUGGGGCUACAUGAGCCUCAGCCCGGUGAUCGGCGGCAACAUUUACAAUCUUCUUUUUGGUCAGGUGUACGACUCGAACGUGUCGACGACCUCGCACACGCACCGCUGCCACAAGGGCGAGGAGUGCUACCGCACGGUGUUUAUUGUGACGACCGUCGGCUGCUUUAUCGCGCUCGCGACUAGCGCCGUGCUCAUCGUCCGCCGUGUAAAGGGCGUGUCGUCGCGCCUCGGCAAGGCGCUUCGUUCGAUUCGUGGGGAAUAG
Molecule: messenger RNA, 1608 nt
Organism: Malassezia japonica
Lineage: Eukaryota; Fungi; Basidiomycota; Malasseziomycetes; Malasseziales; Malasseziaceae
Exons: 2
Coding region: 1-1608 (535 amino acids)
Cellular component (GO): fungal-type vacuole membrane
Source: RefSeq, a predicted model, not a curated record